This is a messenger RNA of Pieris napi, 2452 nucleotides long. RefSeq names its product zinc transporter ZIP10 (gene Zip71B). The transcript is spliced from 4 exons. Bases 419 to 1834 code for a protein of 471 amino acids. Gene Ontology annotation, molecular function: zinc ion transmembrane transporter activity. The record is from RefSeq and is a predicted model, not a curated record. NCBI's taxonomy places the organism in Eukaryota, Metazoa, Arthropoda, Insecta, Lepidoptera, Pieridae. Gene Ontology annotation, biological process: intracellular zinc ion homeostasis; zinc ion import across plasma membrane. Gene Ontology annotation, cellular component: membrane.
AUGAAUCACUUGAAUCCUACAGCGUAACUACAUAAUAAGUAUAUUAAUGUUAUUCACGCUCAGAUAACCUAGACGAGGCACUUAUAACACUCCAGAUUUCAUCCUCGCUCUUGCUUGAUAUUGAAACUUGGCGUCUAUACCGUACAUAAGGCAGACACUGUCAAUAAAAAUCGUCAAAUUGACAUACCUCUUUAUCAAAAACGGACUUCGCAAGAUCGGCGGUCGUUUAGUGAAAGUACCAGACGCACACGCCGCUCGCGCAGACGAAGACGCGUGAGCAAUUCCAAUUCGUAUUGCGAUUAUCUCAAAUAAAUAAACAAUUUACAUUGUGCGUACCCAACGUGGCCAGACGCGUAUCAGAUAAUCAGAUAGUGUGCUGUGGAUCGUCGCUUGCGCACGGUCUGCCUAAGUGUCUAAUAUGAUCGUAAUUGGAAUCAUCUUCUUGGCAACGAGUUUGGCGUCAGCUGAACUCUUCUUAGCCCCUGAGCAAGAUCUUAACAAUACAUUACCAGCAGAACAGUAUUUCAUUGAGAAAAUCUUCGAUAAAUAUGGAUCGGAAGGUGUUAUUAACUUUGAGGGUUUCGAACAUCUACUAGACAGCCUGGGUUUGGGAGGCCGUGUGUUCAAUUCUCCACAUGAUAUCGCCAUUCAUAGAAUCAACGGGACCUUCAAGCAGCUUCAUGAUACACAGCAUCGACACAAACGGUCACUAACGACUUCAACAUCUAUGCUCAAGAAAUCAUGUUUAUCACCAAGAGAAAUACUCACCGUAUAUGGAAUGGAGAAAGAGCCAGGCAUUAUAACUAUUAAUCCAAAAACAUUUUUGGAAAUGUGUCCAGCCCUGGUGUAUCAGUUAGACCAACGUUCCUGUUACAAGACAGAUGCCCCUGUUCCGAAAUUGGAUAGAAUUUGGACGUGGAUAUACGCAACAUUAGCCAUUUUAGUCAUCAGCGCUACUGGACUAUUGGGAGUUGGAAUAGUACCGAUGAUAAAGUCUGCCAUUUUCAGUCACGUGCUUCAUUUCCUGAUCGCUAUCGCUGUUGGCACUUUAUGUGGUGACGCUCUACUUCAUCUUCUACCUCAUGCAUUGAAAAGCCACGGCUCUUCAAGUGAACCACAGGAAGAAACCGAAGUGAUUCUAAAAUGCAGUGUCACCUUUCUUACCAUUUUACUGUUCUAUAGUGUCGAAGCUAUCAUGCAGGCAAUGAACGGUGGACAUUCGCAUUCACAUGACCAUGAAAGCAAAACUGUCAAAGAAGAGAAAAUCGAAUCAGCAAAACAAAUAGAGUCUAUCGAACUCGGAGCCAUAAUGCCUGGCUCACCGGAUCCGCCGGUGGAACGUCCUAUGACGUCAACUGCACUUAUGGUGAUAGUGGGUGAUGGUUUGCAUAACCUCACUGAUGGCCUGGCCAUAGGAGCAGCGUUUAGUGGAGAUCCAGUGACUGGCUUCGCAACAGCACUUGCGGUUUUCUGCCAUGAACUUCCUCAUGAACUCGGUGACUUCGCAGUGUUACUUCGAUCUGGUAUGAGUAUAAGACGGGCAAUGUAUUACAACCUUCUAUCCUCAGUACUUAGUUUCUUUGGAAUGGCUAUUGGAAUCUGGCUUGCGGAGGACCACGAGUCCGCUUCUGAAUGGAUCUACGCUGCAACAGCUGGUACUUUCUUCUACAUAGCAUUAGCUGAUUUAGUUCCAGAAAUAAAUGAAAACAAUAAAGGAAGAAGCUUACACGUGGUUGUUGCUGUUUUAGGAAUUUUAACUGGCGGUAUUAUUAUGCUACUAAUCGCGUUACACGAAGACUCAAUACAAUACUUAUUUAGAAGUUCCGAACAAUGAACAGAAUAUAGGUCUACGGAUCAAUACAAUAUUGUGAUAGUAUUUAUGAAUUAAUGGUUGUUUAGAGAGACUUAUAUUAUGUUGUGAACUUGGUUAUAACAAGUCAAGGUACAAUUCAAAUGACGAAACAUUCCAAUAAUUUUUUAUUAUAAAUUUGUUAGGUUUUUUAAUUAUUAAGUUAAUAAAUGUAAUAUUUUUAUGAGUGUUCUUGAAUGUAGGUACCUAUGUUUUAAUUUUUAUUGAAAUGCUGAAUAUUUUGUGCUCAAAUGAAAUACCAAGCAUAAUAAUAAACCGAAUAAUAAGUAUUAUUUUAGUUUUAUAUAGAAAAAAUCUUAGUUCUUAAAUUAUUGUUAUAAUAAAUUUACAUGCGUGAAUAUAAACCAGGAGCCAAUUAAUAUGAUAAUAAGUUAUAACAUACCAACUCUUUCAAACGUUUACUUUUAUUUAAUAUAUUAAAUAAUAUCAUUUUAAGUACCACAUGCCUAGGACAUGAAAGUUUUCGUUUAGAAGAUUCUAGAAAUCAUGAAAUGUAUAAAAUAUUUAUAUUACGAUAUUUUUACAUGUGUAUUUUUCUCCAAAAAUUUUUGUAUUAGGCGAAUAUUAAACAGGUAAAGUGAA